CUCCAAUUAAGGAGGAUGCCCACUUAUAGACUUUCUAAAAACGUUGUGGGAAGAUCCAGAGUUGAAAUAAUUCAUCGACCACAUGAAAAGUGCCCGUCAGACAAUGUUAAGGGUUGUCAGGGAAAGCUUAUCGGUACCCCUUUUGUUACUUAUUUAAAAGAGCCAAUAUGUGGAGCCAAUGUUGAAGCCGGUGUUACUAGAUUGUUGUCACCUUUGAAGAGAACGCGUCCUUCAGUUAAGCUCCAGAAUGGUAAGGAAAAUGGAUUUGAAAAAGAGGUUAUUGAAGAACCAUCAAACAGCUACAAUUCUAAGAACCUGUCAAUGGAUGAUGCAGAAGUAGAGGAAAAAUCCAGCGAAGCGUUAUUUCUGUGUUGAAAGUAGUAAAUUUUAGACUCCUUGAAUACUUAAAGAAUAUUUUGUUGUUGAUGACAAUGUUGCAUGUUUUAAAUUAAAUUGUGGAUUGUUAAUUCAAUGUAGAAUGUUUUUAUUUUUUGUUAUUUGAAAAUCAAGUUCAU
Molecule: messenger RNA, 515 nt
Organism: Humulus lupulus (European hop)
Lineage: Eukaryota; Viridiplantae; Streptophyta; Magnoliopsida; Rosales; Cannabaceae
Product: ubiquitin carboxyl-terminal hydrolase 9-like
Exons: 2
Coding region: 16-375 (119 amino acids)
Source: RefSeq, a predicted model, not a curated record